CCUUUCUCUCUCUCCAAACAUUGGAAUUUUUUCUCUUUCCUUUCUCUCUCCUCUUUCCUUUCUCACGAAAACCAAAAAACCAUAUAUUGUUAUGAAUUUGUUUAUAUGAAUUUAUACUCAUAAAAUUGAAACAGUAAUCGUAGAUGAAAAAUUUUAGAACAAACAAGAAACCCUAGCCCCAAAAACGAACGUUCCCCUUUCCCUCUCUUUCUUCCUUUCGAGUUUCGACUCAUCCUCCCAUCGGUCCUCGACCUCAACCUCUCAACCUUUCGAUCUUUUGAUCUCUACGGCCAACAGAGCGACCGUGUUCUGCAGAUCCGUCAGCUGCUGGCUGCGAGAAUACCGAGAUCUGAUCAGAGUUCCGGAGAUCUGACCACCAAAGCCAUGGUCGUGAACGGCCCGAGGCCUAUGAAGCGGAUCAUGAAGAGGCGAGUCACGGCUGAUCUUUACGACUUCUUUACGUUCCCGUCCCCCGCUGCGGACGGCGAGGCUCCCGUCUCCAGGAGUCCGUUCCGGUCGAGCGUGCGGGAGUUUUUGAUCAGGCACGCGCUUCCUCCGCCGCCGUCGUCGCUGUCUCCGCACCUUCUGGCUUGGCAGAUCCUGUUCCGAGUCGGCGAGGUGGCGGACGAGGCGUACUUGUCGCCGGCGGCGGUAUGCGUCGACGUUGUGGAAGAGGAUGUCGCCAGAUCUAGAUCCGUCUAUUGCGACCAGUGCCGAGUCGUUGGCUGGAGUGGUCAUCCAGUAUGUGGGAAACGUUACCAUUUCAUUAUCAAGGCUGAUGGGAAUCCAAUCGGUGGAUAUCAGAAGCAAUGUACAUGUUGUGGAGAUAUCCUGCAUUUAUCAGAUUCCAGAUGCAAGGCAUGCCACUAUGUAAUGACAGAGGAUGAUGUUGAAGACUGGGUGUAUAAUCAGUUAGAGGACACUACUCAUCUACUGCAUGGUGUAGUCCAUUCAAACGGCUAUGGGCACCUUCUUAGAGUCAAUGGCAAAGAAGGUGGUUCAAAGGUUCUUUCAGGAUGUCACAUCAUGGACUUCUGGGAUCGGCUUUGUAAAGUUCUGGGAGUCAGAAAAGUUAGUGUGAUGGAUGUUUCCAAAAAGUAUGGGUUGGAGUAUCGGUUACUUCAUGCUAUCACCAAAGGCCAUCCAUGGUAUGGAGACUGGGGUUAUGAGUUUGGUGCCGGUAGUUUUGCUCUCAAUGUAGAUGCAUACAAGGUGGCUGUUGAAACUCUUUCUAGCCUGCCAUUGUCCGUAUUUCUAUCACAAGGACGGAAACCACGCACUCGCCUGCAGGAUCUAAUUUCAUUUUACCAGUCUUUAUCAGAGCGUGAGCUUGUAAAUACUAGGGACCUCUUUUGUUUUUUGAUGACUUUGAUCCGUGAAGCCCACAAGCCUUCUUCAAGAGUUGAGGAUGCUCCCUGCAAAAAGCGUAGAUCUUGCGAACCGGGGGUUUUGUGUGCUUGGACUAGGAAUGAUGUUGUACAUGUGGAAGAAGCCAUGUUUAGAGUGCUGCGGGCAGUCACUGUUUCCAACUGGGUCAGUUGGCGUGCUCUUAGGGGUGCCGUUUGCAGAGUUGCUCCACCAGAACUCCUGGAUUACUGUCUCAAGGAUCUUGGAGGAAAAGAAACAGCUGAUGGGAUGGUUGUCCGUGCACGUUGUAAUCCUAAUACGGGUGCUGUGGAGUACAGGUUUGAAAGAGGACUUGCUUCUGAAAAUGGACCCACCACUUGCCGCAACACUUCUUUCUCAAACUGCAUAUCUGAAGAGCGUCUCAUUCAGGACUUGAGGUACUUGUAUGAAUCCAUGCUUCACCCUCAAACUAUGCUGGGCUUUAUUCCUUCAGGAAAAAGGGAGCUUGCAGUCAGUUCAGCUGCAAAGCUCCUUGAUUGCAAGCAGUUUGUGAAAGAUUACAAGCCUGAGUGCAUAAUUUCAGUGACAAAUCCAUCUACAAUGCAGCUUUCAUGUCACGUGGAGCUUGUAGAUGAAUUAGAGGAACAUGCCUCAGAACCGCCUCCAGAAAUAAUCCUCCUUUCCCAAAAUGCUACCAUAUCUGAUCUUAAGCUUGAAGCGUCAAGGGCUUUUCAAGAUGUAUAUUUGAUGUUUAAAAGAUUCCAAGCAGAAGAGCUGCUUGGCUAUCGCGGUGUAGAUGAUUCUACCCAGGUCAGGCUCUUAUUAGGGUCUAUCGAUUCAGUUCGGGUCCGAGGGAGAUGCUUUGGAAAAAAUAGUCUGAUCAGAUAUAGAAUGGAGAGGGGAACUGAGAGAUGGACAGUGGAUUGCAUCUGUGGGGCCAAGGAUGAUGACGGAGAGAGAAUGAUGGCUUGUGAUGCUUGUGGUGUCUGGCAGCACACUAGAUGUGCUGGGAUUCCUGACUUCGAUACUGUGCCUGCGAGGUUUGUUUGCCUGAGAUGCAGUAGUUCAGCUCGAAUGACAGAAAAUGAUGUGCCCUCCGAAGAUGAGAAAGUCAAGUCUGUGGUUCAACCUGGAAGCAGCUUUGGGAACAGCUUGAUUGCAAGGGACGUGACAAUCACACAGUCCGAUGCUCGCUGAGAUUUUCUGGUAUUUAUGUUUCCAUUUUUGUUAGAAGCAGUUUAUUGAGGCCUGAAAAAAUGUGUACAUACUGACCAGGCCAAAGAAUCCGACAGGGCAUUUGUACUUGCUUAGCCCCAAUAUUAUGAAGUUUUGUUUGUUCUGUAAAUAAUUUACUGAUGGCUGAACUUACAGUUAAGAAAAAAAAGAAGGGAAAAAAAGAGAAGAAAAUACACGGAUGUGAAGGUGAAAAAAAAGCGUUUUUUAUAUAUAUUAAAAAAAAUGGUUGAAAAUGCUCA
Molecule: messenger RNA, 2822 nt
Organism: Malania oleifera
Lineage: Eukaryota; Viridiplantae; Streptophyta; Magnoliopsida; Santalales; Ximeniaceae
Product: PHD finger protein At1g33420
Exons: 5
Coding region: 385-2544 (719 amino acids)
Source: RefSeq, a predicted model, not a curated record